AUGACUCCCGUCGGGUUGCCGGCAUUUUAUGCUGGCCUCCUCGCCAGCGCCGCCGCACCGCAAUUCUUAUCGGCGCUUUCCCUUCGUUCCAGCACAGCGACGUCUCAGCAAAACAGCCUCCGCACAAAUUCAUUUGCAUCCGGUCAAGACUUGCUUUGGUUGACGACGGCGCCCGCGGCCACUGACAAAACUGAAGAUUGCCUGGAAAUCAUAAACAAGCUAAGGAAGGAAAAUCUAAAGGACCUGCUGGGAACCCUCACCCAGGCAGACGAGACUGAGGUGACUGCAAGCCUGCAGAAGAUCGGAAAAACGGACCCAGAAAGCCCCACUGCCGUGAAAAUUGCAGCGAAGCUUGCGGGUGAAACUACAGAAACAUGUGAAUCAGGCAAAGACGCCAAUGCGACGAUGUAUCCCGGACUCGUAAUUCCAUUUGCGCACGAUAAGAAUUUCGACUGCAACGCUUUGAUCCAGGCGACGUACACAGCGGGACUCGACCACCUCAAACAAUCGAACUUCGAUCCAUCGACAGGAACAUACGAUGCUGCAAAAGCUCCAUUUAACAACAUAGACGCCAGCAAUGUGGCGUUUCUGCUAUCGGCGGAAAGCACAAAGGUCUCAUGUGCCGCCACCGAAAACUGCGAAGGUGGCCAUGAUGUUUUAUUCUGCUACUUCAUAGAACCACUUCAAGCUGGAGAAAAGCCUUUCACAACUGAGCUUUACAAUGCUCUCUGGGGAUUGGAAACGGGCGCAGCGUUCAUCUCGGUUCCCAGCGUCGCCACCGUCCUUUUGGCCCUCGCAUUGAUGAUUCGGACUUAA
Molecule: messenger RNA, 816 nt
Organism: Eimeria necatrix
Lineage: Eukaryota; Apicomplexa; Conoidasida; Eucoccidiorida; Eimeriidae
Product: SAG family member
Exons: 5
Coding region: 1-816 (271 amino acids)
Source: RefSeq, a predicted model, not a curated record